GAAAGAGGCCAAAUCCCAAGAAAACCGCAAGAGAAUCGUUGCGCUCCAACUAUUCAUCGUCCACGUUCAAUCUGACCCACCAACUUCUCGCGCUCGCUCUCACUCUCGCUCAUGCAUUCACGAGUGCAAACGCGGCGACGUGACUCUCACGAUCUUGCAUUCCAUUUCAUUGCACUCCAAAACACGUUCAAAUCUAACCAAACGCCCCCCCUCUCCCUCUCCCUCUCUCGUGGAUUCAUUGCUGUCCUAGUGCCCCUCGUGCAAGAUACCCUCUUCACCAACUGGACGCCAUCAACGAGCCUUGAGAUCUCUCCACCAUCUUCUUCGACUUCAUCGCCAUCGCGGGGUCGUGGUAACUACUCUCGGCGAUCUCUCGCCAGUUCCUUUAAGUUUCUUCUUCAGUCGAGUGCAUCUUGGAUAGAGGAAUGGAGGGUACAGUCUCCAUGCAUCCUUCUUCUUUUCUCUUUUGAAGAUCAACUGUUUGAUCGCCUCUCCUAACCGUAGGCUUUGUUAAGUUAGGAGUGUGUUCUGAUAAUGGCUUUUUGGAUGACCCAAUUGGCUCCUUGAGCUAAUAUAUUCGAAGAUCGGCGCUUGAUGUAUGCGCGAAUCUUGGAUUCGUGACCGCGGACUAAGAGUGCUUUCGUUUUGCAUCGUGGGGAAUGCAAAUCAGAUUGCUUCGAUUGUUGGCAUUGAAUCGGGUCACUUCAUUAGGCAAUUGAUGUUCUUGAUGUCAGAUUGAAGGAAGCCCUUGAUAGAUUUGGGGUGGAAAAAGUCAUCUCGGUGUUCCUUGGAAUCUGGAAUGAAUAGAGAGAUUAUGGCUAGAAGCAGGGGAGACAAAGAAGAUGCUGAAAAGCACACGGGAUUGCUAAAACUCGCGCAGAUCCUAUCGUCUCUGGUCAUUUUCGUCGCCGGUAUUAUAAUCGGCCUCACGACGAGCUCGCACAUGAAUAACUAUUUCGCUUCUCAGACAGAACUGUUUUUCUCUACUAACCAUGUCUCAGCCUCGAUGAACAGUCCCGAGAAGAAUUGUACCCUGUGUGAGAAGGUGGAUUGUCUAAGCAUGGGCACUUUCUUGUUUCCUAGGAACUCGACUCAUGGCAUGUCAGACGUCGAGCUCUUGUGGAGAGCAUCAAUGGUCCCAAGAAAGCGGGACUACCCUUUCACUAGAGUGCCUAAGGUGGCUUUCAUGUUUCUGACAAGAGGGCCGUUGCCGAUGCUGCCAUUGUGGGAGAAAUUCUUCAAUGGCCAUGAGAGCCAUCUUUAUACAAUCUAUGUGCAUGCACUUCCCGGGUACGAGCUCAAUGUGUCGAGCACUUCUCCAUUCUAUGGACGGCAGAUCCCGAGUCAGAAGGUUGCGUGGGGAACAGUACAACUCGUUGAUGCCGAGAGGCGACUUCUAGCAAAUGCCCUGCUUGACUUCUAUAAUGAGCGAUUUGUUCUGCUUUCGGAGAGCUGCAUUCCGGUCUACAACUUCCCCACGGUGUACAAGUAUCUCACUGGUUCAGACCACAGCUUCGUGGAGUCGUAUGACGAUCCAUCUCGUUAUGGACGUGGUCGUUACAGCCGCAGUAUGCUUCCUUACAUUAGGCUCCACCAGUGGAGAAAAGGGUCUCAGUGGUUCGAGAUGACUCGCAACUUGGCAACUUAUAUAGUGUCCGACACCAAGUACUACUCCCUCUUCAAGAAGUACUGCAAGCCUGCUUGUUACCCGGAUGAGCAUUACAUCCCAACUUAUCUGAACAUGUUCCACGGAUCGAAAAACUCGAACAGGAGCGUCACUUGGGUCGAUUGGUCUCUGGGUGGGCCGCACCCUGCUACUUUCAGGGAAUCUAACAUAACGGAAGAUUUUAUUCGUUCUAUUAGAAAUAAUGCUACGCACUGCUCCUACAAUUCAGGAAAGACAUCUCUUUGUUACCUCUUUGCACGGAAGUUUGAUCAGAGCGCGUUGGCGCCGUUGCUCAACAUCAGUUCAGCUGUGAUGGAGUUUUAGCUAUGUCAGUGUAGUGAAGACUGAAGAGACUAUAUCUUGAUUCUUUGAAGUCUGCACAUGUAUUAGGACCCCUCUAGUAGGUCUUCCGCGUUCAGGCAGUCUCGGCCAAAAUUUUUGGAUUUUAUUUGGUCUCGCAGACAUUGAAUGAGAUUCCUGUUUCUUUUUACAGGCACGUUGUAGUGGCUUCUGUAUCUACAAAACUGAACUGUUUCAGGAGAUACUUCUAAUAGAUUGUUACUUCGUACGACUGACGUUGAAGCGCUAGUUGCCACAUAUAGCUCCAGUGGUGCAUUGACAGGCUCUCUGUUGGUGCAUAUGGUACCAGAGGUGCAAUCAUGGCUCAACCAUUGGGCGGGCUCUCUAUUAAGUAGAUCUAUCCAUCACCAUAUAGAAGCGCAACUUCCACAUAAGACCUGAGAAGCUCAUUAACAUUAAGCAUCGGAAGGGACGCCUCUCAGCCGGAGGAGUAGGCGCUGAGUCAUGGAUAUACGCUUUCAGAUGUCCAAGAUAUUGCCAGGUUCUUUCAAUUGUCAUUU
Messenger RNA from Rhodamnia argentea, 2526 nucleotides. RefSeq names its product glycosyltransferase BC10. The coding region runs from base 800 to 1990 and encodes 396 amino acids. Gene Ontology annotation, cellular component: membrane. The transcript has 2 exons. NCBI's taxonomy places the organism in Eukaryota, Viridiplantae, Streptophyta, Magnoliopsida, Myrtales, Myrtaceae. Gene Ontology annotation, molecular function: glycosyltransferase activity. The record is from RefSeq and is a predicted model, not a curated record.